Sclerotinia trifoliorum is the source of this 1913-nucleotide messenger RNA. Lineage: Eukaryota; Fungi; Ascomycota; Leotiomycetes; Helotiales; Sclerotiniaceae. The record is from the annotation of a GenBank genome assembly.
UAAGUAAACUUGUCUGCAAAGAGGACAUCGAUUCUUUUUCGCGCUUGCUUAAAUGUGGGGUUCCAAACCUUAAAUCCUCAAAUCUCAUGCUUCGGAAUCGGCUGCAAUUCUAUCCGAUUGAGUUUGCAACUCCAUUAAUGAUUCAACCUCACACGGACAGUACACUAACCAUCACAAUAGUCAACUUUCCAGCUUCCCUUCUCCGAUCCAUCCCUUUCAUCCCAGCUCACACAUACCCAAGAUGACUAACCACGUCACCGCCAUCUCAGCCCCAGGCAAAGUCUUCCUAGCAGGAGGAUACCUAGUGUUAGAUCGUGAAUAUACCGCGUUGGUAUUUGGUCUUAGUGCGCGUGUUCACGUGUUGGUUCAGGAUAUCGAUACGACAUCUGGUGUUCAACUAUCCGAGAUUAUAGUCAAGAGUCCGCAAUUCCGUGAGGCGACUUGGAAUUAUGGUUAUCAUUUGACAAAGGAUGAUGGUGGCAUUGAAGUUACCCAGUUACAAGGGUGAGAUAUAAACACGUUUAUUUGCUGUGUUUCGAAGACAUACCUUUUUUCUCCUUUUGUUUCUCGCUUCUACUUAUUUCCCCCGUUCACCUUCCUGUGUAGAUCAUCUCGUUGUCACGUGUGAUUUUAUAUUCAUAUCAUCUUGAUCAAAUAAUCUAGCCCCUAACAUGCAUCUUUACUCAUUCCAUAUCCAUCUAGCUCUCCAUCGGCUACAGCUUCACGAAAUCCCUUCGUAGAAACAGCACUCCUCUACGCCCUAACCUAUAUAUCCUCGGUUCUCCCCACUCAAACCAUCAAACCAACAUCCAUCACUAUCCUAGCAGACAAAGAUUACUAUUCCAAUCCCUCCAGCACCCCCAUCGCCAGAGACGCACACCAUCAAUUUCUCGAUUUCGGCGUCCGCCUCCAAGAUGCCCAUAAAACCGGUCUCGGUUCCUCCGCCGCCCUAGUAACUGCCUUCACCGGCGCAAUUCUCUCCCACUACCUUCCCCCUUCCAUCUUCUCCCUCCAAACCCAAGAAGGGCACUCUCAACUCCACAACCUAGCCCAAGCAGCUCACUGCGCAGCUCAAGGAAAAGUAGGCUCAGGCUUCGACAUCGCCACCGCCGUCUACGGCACCUCCCUCUACCGACGUUUCUCCCCCUCAAUCCUCACCUCCCUCGGCGAACCCACCACCCCCGGAUUCUCCAACCGCCUCAAAUCCACCAUCCAAAACACCUCUCCCCAAAAAUGGGACACCCAAAUCGAAAAAGGCAAAAUCACCAUCCCCACAGGCAUGGCCCUCGUAAUGUGCGACGUAGACUGCGGAUCCCAAACCGUGGGAAUGGUAAAGCAGGUUCUCAACUGGCGCCAACAAAACCCAACAACCUCGCAAACCCUCUGGAACGAACUCCAAACCCGCAACGAAAAACUCGCCACCAUCCUCUCCUCAGGCGAUCUCUCCCACGCCCCAGAAGCCUUCUCUUCUAUCCGUGAAAAAAUAAGAGAAAUGGGUUCCCUAUCAAAUGUCCCCAUCGAACCACCAGAACAAACUAAACUCCUCGAUGAAGUUACGGCGCAGGUGGACGGGGUUAUAGGGGGUGUGGUACCUGGUGCGGGUGGGUAUGAUGCGAUUGUUUUAUUGGUGAGGGAUGAUACUGAGACGAUGGAUGCGCUGAGGAAGUUUUUGAAGGGUUGGGGAAAAGUGAAGUUGUUGGAUGUGAAGGGGGAGAUGGAUGGGGUGAGGGUGGAGGAUGGGGGGUUGUAUGGGAGGGUUUUUCGUUAGUGGGGAAAGGGGUAGAUUGGUUGGUUGGUUGGUUGGUUGGUAACGAGGUAGGGAGAGAAGGAGGGAGCAAGAAAAAAAGAGUUGUUAUUGAUAAUAUCGUCUUUCAUUUAUUUAUCUAUCUAUCUAUCUCAAUUAAUAAAAGUUA